CUCUCCUAUUGGUCACUGUGUUCUAUCACAGCAACAGAAAGCAAACAAAGGUCAAGGAGCCAUGCCCACUCUUCCUCCACGGACCAGCAUCGGGCUCCAAAGAAGGAUAGUUCUGAUGACUUCUCCGGAGGAAACCACUGGCUCUUUCACCAAUGGCUCUCAGCACAGAAACCAGAGUUCUCCUUCCUCUGCUGCCGGGGUAUCCUCAAGGCAUCUGGUCUUCGUGCGGUGUGGACUCCUCCUGCUCAAGGGCCUGAUGCUGUCAGUCCUCUGCCUGGUCCUUUACUGGAGGGGCUGCCAGGGGCCUGAGUAUGCGGUAGAGACAGUGACCAUGGAGGUUACAGACCAUGCCAGCCUUCCUGGCGUCUCAGAGUCCUUGGGUACACACAGCCAUGUCUCAGGGUAUGAGAAGAGUGCUUAUUCUCCUAACCCUGCCCGGGGACCAGAGCUGCCCAACCACUGCGUACUACAACCCUACUGA
This is a messenger RNA of Chionomys nivalis (European snow vole), 481 nucleotides long. Its product is annotated as trem-like transcript 4 protein. The coding region runs from base 62 to 481 and encodes 139 amino acids. Lineage: Eukaryota; Metazoa; Chordata; Mammalia; Rodentia; Cricetidae. The transcript is spliced from 5 exons. The record is from RefSeq and is a predicted model, not a curated record.